This is a messenger RNA of Vombatus ursinus (common wombat), 2591 nucleotides long. RefSeq names its product SYS1 golgi trafficking protein (gene SYS1). Gene Ontology annotation, biological process: Golgi to plasma membrane protein transport; Golgi to endosome transport; protein localization to Golgi apparatus. The transcript has 3 exons. Lineage: Eukaryota; Metazoa; Chordata; Mammalia; Diprotodontia; Vombatidae. Bases 452 to 1108 code for a protein of 218 amino acids. Gene Ontology annotation, cellular component: trans-Golgi network; Golgi membrane. The record is from RefSeq and is a predicted model, not a curated record.
CGCCACCACCACCAUGGUUCCAGCUGUCUGCGCUGCUCGAAAGGCUACGUGGUGAGACCGGGCCGAGCUACUGGCCCCACAGUCCGUAGCCGGGUGAGUGAACCUCAGACUAUUGCGGAGGUUCGAGAGCCUGCCUUACCUUCCAGAACGGGACAGUCUGACCUCUCAGGGUCCUCUUCCCCCCACCCUCUGUCAGGAAUGGGCUCGUCCGUUCCGCUCCUUUUCCAGCCCCCCGCCCCCGUGGAGGGAGGGUCUGGUUACCAUGGAAAGAGGCCGGUGCUCACCCUCAGCUUCUCCCCAGUAUUCAAGCUGUUGGAAGGUGGAACAUGGCGGGGUGGGAGGGAGAGCGGCUUGCUGUAGAUACUGCUGAGUGCUCUGGCCCUGCAGACUUCUUGUUGUGGCCUCAUUCGCCUCAGCUCCCCUUAGUUAUCUGCGCUCUUUCCCCCUAGCAAUGGGUUCCCCCCCUCCCCGGGCUGGCCAGGUGUCAGGAGGAGGGAGGAGGAUGGCUCGGGGAUGUGGGUUGUCAUGGUUAUCGAAGUUCUCCCUGCCAGCUGACUACACCUUGGACCCUGACCCCAAAGGCUCCGCCCUCGACCUCCACACUUCCCCUUCCCAUGGCUUGGAUACACGUGGAGACCACUGGGCGAAGGAGGCAGCAGCGGUGCUGAAACUGGAGGCCGGAGCCCUGGAGCCCUGGAGCCCUGGCCAUGGCCGGCCAGUUCCGCAGCUACGUGUGGGACCCCAUCCUGAUCGUCUCCCAGAUCGUCCUCAUGCAGAACGUGUACUAUGGCUCCCUGGGUCUGUGGUUGGCGCUGGUGGACAGCCUGGUGCAGAGCAGCCCCACUCUGGACCAGAUGUUCAGCCCGGAGAUCCUGGGCUUCUCUACUCCCCCUGGCCGUCUCUCCAUGAUGGCCUUCAUUCUCAAUGCUCUUACCUGGCAGGACCUGUGCGGGCCACCAAGGCUGGUGGGGGACACAUGGAGCAAGCGGCCUGCAGCGGGAGAGGAAGGAUGGACUUUACUCACCCACAGACUGCGGGCAGCCCCUGGGCCUCCGCCAUGCUGCUUCCCAGCUGCAGUACGCAGGCAGAGAAUCCUCGGUAUACCUGAAGGCAUUCUACCUGGACGUCUCGAGCCCUGACUGAAGAAGUCUCUGGAGUAGAAGGCAGGGAAGAGGAGGGAGGGAAUGGGAUGGAAUGAGCCAGCCCUGCUCGGUAUGGAGUCUUAGUUUAAGUCGCUACCCCAGCUCCCCCGACCACCACCCCAGUCCCCAGCCUGGUACUUGUCGGAUAUGACUGAACGACAUCUUGUCCCAGCCCCACCUCCAAACUCCAGUUCUCCUGUUGCUCCCUCUGUGCCCCAGAGAAAGCCUGCUCUUAAGCCACCACGGUUCACUCCUUUCUUUCAGGGCCCUCCCGGGCCCUUUAUUCCCAUCUUCCCAUCCCACCCCAGCUUUCAGUUAAGCUCAUUUUGCCCCAGGUAGUGAGAGAAAAAAGUAAGUUGGGGCUGAGCUGAGAAGAAAGGAACCAAGGCAGGCUCAAGGAGCAAGGGAGAGGUUCCGCGGAUAGAGAGCAAGAGGCCUGCCGGAGUGGGAGGUGGGCAGAGAGAGAGAGAGAAGAAACUGAAGGUAUUCUUAAAUAAGAAGAAACGCGGCGGGUGCGGAGGCUAAGCCUGGGCGCAGAGGCGGCCUGACAGCGCACACGCUCUAGGUCUGGAGAAUCACAGGCAGUUUGCCUUGCAAGAAGAGCGCGCAGCCUAGGAACUUAACUGGGAGGGCAGGCGCCACAGUCGCAGCCGCAAAGGGAAAAAAUGAGAGCGCAGAAGGGAGAGUUUGCCUUGGGAGGAGAGUGCGCACCUUGGGGGCUGGAGGCGGGAGGGCAGACGUUGAGGAGUGGACAGAGAGGGCGCGUCGCAGAGGGAUGCUGUGAACGCUUCAUCCUAUCUUGGGUGCCUUACCAAAGGAGGGCAGUAGCAGCAGCAGCGCCGAGAGCAGAAGACCCAACGCCAUGGUCCCUCUCAGCGCAGUCUUCGGGGUCCCAUGCGGAAGACAGAGCAGCGGAAUCCGGCGCCCAAACCGCUCACGCUUAGCUUCAUCUGCGCCAACCCGUUAGCUCCCACCGCCUGACUCCCUCCCCCUCCCUCCGUUGCCCAGUGUGCGGCUGCUUCACCGCCCCGGGUCCCGCACCUGGCCAGACUCACUGGCCAAGACCAACUGCCGCCGGGUCCCCACCAGAGGCUUGAUAACAGACAAGUAGUAUCAAAGGAGGACCUGUUGGACCGGAGUCCUACGAGGGAAAAAGUACUAACUGGAUUCCGAGGACUUGGAUCCAACCUUUCCUCUAAUGCUUACUACUUGUGUGAUCUUGGGCAAACCACCAACUCCCCGGACUCAUCUAUAAAGUGAGGGGGUGGGAACUGUGGCUUCUUAGGUUCCUUUCAGUUCAAAAUCAAAAUCUGUGAUCCUACGAUCCUAUAGUCAUAGACCCAAUACUCUUAUAGGGGAAGAAACUGAGGCCCAGAGUUAGAGUCAGGAAGGAAUCUCUGGCUAAAUUUAAAAUCCAGGUCUCCUGGUCCUCUACAUUUUUAAUCCAAU